UGGCCGUUUGAAGCUCUCAAACUCCAACGAAAGACAAUAAAGAUAGAAACUUUCUCCCCGUCCCAACUUCAUAAACCCCUCUGCUUCGCUCCUCCUUCAAUGCAUCACUCUCUCUCUCUCUCUCUCUAUCCCCAUCUUCCUCUCUCUCUCUCUCUCUCUCUCUCUCUCUCUCACUCACUCACAAACCCCAUCUGGAAGCAACCUCUGCGUCUGUUCGUUCAACCUCUGCUCCGUUGAAUAAGUGAACAGAGUCGGGGUCGACAGGGGAGAGCGGAGGAGCUAAAGCAGAGAAAGACUACGAUGACGGGGCUAGUGAUGGUGACGAAGGGCGGGGGCUGCGGAGGCGGGGGGAGCGCCAAGAGGGCCAAGACGGCCGGGCCGAGCAGCAUGGAGGAGGAGGAGGAGGGCCAGGUGUCGGUGGUGGAGGUCCUGCUGUCGGCGCUCCGGAAGUCGAUGGCCUCGUGCCGGGUCGAGCGGGGCGAUGAUGGGGUCGUCCCGGCGGUCCAUCAGCACCACAUGGAGAUCGGGUGGCCCACCAACGUCCGCCAUAUCACCCACGUCACCUUCGACCGCUUCCAAGGCUUCCUCGGCCUCCCUGUCGAGUUCGAGGUCGAGGUCCCCAGUCGGGCACCCAGUGCUAGUGUCAGCGUUUUCGGUGUCUCGGCAGAAUCAAUGCAGUGUUCCUUUGACUCGAAAGGAAACAGCGUCCCUUCCAUCCUCUUGCUAAUGCAGGAGCGUUUGUACUCACAAGGCGGUCUAAAGGCUGAAGGAAUUUUCCGCAUAAAUCCUGAGAAUAGCCAGGAGGAGCACCUCAGGGACCAGCUUAACCGAGGAAUCCUUCCCGAUGACAUCGAUGUGCACUGCCUGGCUGGCCUGAUCAAGGCUUGGUUCCGGGAGCUGCCUUCUGGGGUUCUCGAUGGGCUUUCGCCUGAACAAGUCUUGCAAUGUAACACUGAGGAGGAGUCGGUUGAGCUUGUGAAGCAACUAAAGCCAACCGACGCGGCACUCCUCAAUUGGGCGGUCGAGCUCAUGGCAGAUGUGGUUGAGGAAGAGGAGUCCAACAAGAUGAAUGCAAGGAACAUUGCUAUGGUCUUCGCCCCGAAUAUGACUCAGAUGUCCGAUCCAUUGACUGCACUGAUGCAUGCUGUCCAAGUGAUGAACUUGCUCAAGACCCUGAUCAUGAAAACAUUGCGAGAGCGCGAAGAGGCUGCAAGUGGAGGAUACUCACCCAUGUCAUCUCGUUCAUCCAAUCAGCGAUCUGAAUACAAUUACGAUUCCCAGCAAGAAGAGAUGGACACCAGCUGUGAGCUGAGAGGGGGGCCAGCAUCAGAUUACGAGGAUGAUCAAGCCGACAAUUACUGCUCUACUGAAGAAGAAGAAGAAGUAGAAGAAGAGGAAAUCGGGUCAUUGGGCGAAGUAGAAGAAUGUUUCUUAAGGCGAUUAGAUGAGACUGAGACUACUGCCCCUUCAGGGAAUAGUUUCUUGAAGAAACAGACGAGUGAAGAUUCUCAGAGCCUGGAGAGUUGCUCGGCAGUUAAUGCCGAGUCAGGUAUCUCAUUGACUGAUAGUGCCCAGAACGGGACUUCUUUAUUAACCACCACAAGUGAUGGAGAAGAAGACUCAGGGACGAGUAGGCUCAUCUCCGAAUCGAGAAUAGUUGAUUUGAAGACCCAGAUGAAGGAGCCCGAGGUGAUUCGUGAUGAGCAGAUGGUAGAAUCUUCCUCUCCCGUUCCAAUACUCGUCUGAUAAAUACUUAGCUGACUGAAGAUUGAUUGCUGCUAGAUUUUUUUAUCCUGCAUCUGUACAUCGUUAUAUAAUUCAUAGCAUGAGAGUUCAACUGUGACAGGCAGUGCCUUGUCGUGCAUGUCGGGUAGCAAAGAACGAGUUCAGCUCGGGGUUGAACUUGUGGUUUUGUUGUGUGUUUGUCCAUGUCGGGGAAGCGUCUGAACCCCUCUUAUCUUAGGAACAUGAUUUAACUUAGGUCUCGAAUUGUACUCUUUUGUUGCGCGUGUACUUGCUGAACUAAUUGGCGUGAGGCCAGCUCAUUGUUUGCGUCUGUUGAUAUUUGAAAUCACCGAUGCAACUCUUGGUGCUUCAUUGGCAUAUUUUUAGUUUAUAAUUUAAUGCUUCGGGGAAGUAGUUAAAUGAAGAAA
Punica granatum (pomegranate) is the source of this 2153-nucleotide messenger RNA. NCBI's taxonomy places the organism in Eukaryota, Viridiplantae, Streptophyta, Magnoliopsida, Myrtales, Lythraceae. The record is from RefSeq and is a predicted model, not a curated record.